AUGUGGUCGUUGCGGCUGUCGGAGUGCGCGGCGUUGGGGGAUCUGGCGGGAGCCGUCGAGGCUUUGGCCCACGGGGGUGACCCACGAUGGACGAACCCCGACGAUCAGCACAGGACAGCCCUGCAUUUCGCCGCGGCAACUGGGGAACUGGGGUGCUGCGAUUUCCUUAUCCAGAACGGCGCUGACGUGUUCUCGCUGGACGAACGGCAAUGUAGCCCUCUGGACAUCCCUUGCCUGGGGAAUCAGGUGCCCGCGGUGGAGUAUUUCUUGGACAAGAUGGGGCGGUAG
Molecule: messenger RNA, 288 nt
Organism: Ectocarpus siliculosus
Lineage: Eukaryota; Phaeophyceae; Ectocarpales; Ectocarpaceae
Source: the annotation of a GenBank genome assembly